Messenger RNA from Iphiclides podalirius (scarce swallowtail), 945 nucleotides. NCBI's taxonomy places the organism in Eukaryota, Metazoa, Arthropoda, Insecta, Lepidoptera, Papilionidae. The record is from the annotation of a GenBank genome assembly.
AUGGGUGCCAUAGCAAGCAGAUACCGUGUUUCUAACGCGGGCCUUACCGGCACCGAUUUACAAAAUCUGGAUAAUGAAAACAAACGUGAUAACCCUGGAACUUUAGAUGAAUUGCACAAAAAAACCAAAGAGGUGAUGCCAGUUAACUUUGAAGGCGGCAAGCUUAUGGUUAACAAGGGUAUUUCAAACCAUUUUCAGAUGUCCCACACCCUCACAAUGAGCUCUGCGCAAAACGGUUAUAAACUUGGUGCAACGUACAUUGGCACCAAGCAAAUUUCCCCCACAGAGGCUUUCCCAGUGGUUCUAGGCGACGUGGAUCCCGCGGGGAAUGUGAACUUCAACCUGAUCCAUCAACUCACUAAUGAGAUAAGAGUUAAGGGUGCAGCACAGGUUCAAGAAUGUAAGCUUACAGCAACCCAAGGCACUUUUGAGUACAAGGGUUCUGAUUACACAGUGGCUGUUGCAAUCGGAAAGCCUGACUUUAGUGAGAAAUCUGCCAUUUUCGUUGGCCACUACUUACAGUCUGUGACGAAGCGGCUGGCUCUCGGAGCUGAACUGGUGUACCAGUCUGGUGCGAGGGUGAUGGGAGGUGAAAUCGCAAUAGCGUCCGCCGCGGCGAGAUACACGAUGGACGAUUCGGAGGUGUCUGCCACGUUGGGAGCCGCCGGUUUCCACAUUUGCUAUUUCAAACAAGCUAGUGAACAGUUGCAGGUGGUAGCAGAGAUGGACACAUCAUUUAGAGGAAUGGAAUCAGUGGGCACCAUUGGCUACCAAGUCACUGUCCCCAAAGCAGAACUCGUUUUUAGAGGUAUGGUGGACUCAAACUGGAACAUUGGGGCUGUUCUGGAGAAGAAACUCCAGCCCCUGCCGUUUACGUUCGCCCUUUCCGGAAUGGCGAACCAAGCGAAGCAGCAAUUCAAGUUUGGUUGCGGACUGAUCAUUGGC